AUGACUGUGUUUCUCGAUGUCGCCCAGGCCAAAUCCGACGCCGAUGUUGACGACGAGCACGACGUGCCUGAUUCUGCAUCCGUGGCCAGUGGGUCAGCCGCGACUACUACUGCCGACACCGCUCGUGGCAUUGUUGGCAAGUCUGGGGCUACCAGGGCAUCCAAGAACCCCACCUACUGGAUCAAGAAGCUCACUUUCGAGAACGCGCUGGGCGGCACCACGGACAGGCGAGAUAUGCACCAUGCUGCGGAGUGCGCUAAUAGGUACGAGUUGAAGUUCAAGGAUGAUACGACGACCGACGCGUUGAGGAGGCACAUGAAGCGAGUGACGAUCUUCAAUAAGCUCAGCCCGAAGGAGGUGCCACAGACGAGCUGGCCAACAAUUCGGGAUGCAUUUUCGGACCUCAUCUUGGUCGACGUCAGUCCUCCUGGAAAGGUUUUCCUGGCUCUCGUGGAGAAGAGGGCCGUCGAGCUUUCUCAAGCGGCGACUUCGAGCAUGUGCAUCCGUGAGUCUGACAUGAAGGAUCUCGUGUCUUGCGCUACCCCUUGGCCACUCAAGGGCGAUCAGCAUGCGCACAGUGAGGCAUCUGGCCUGGCUAUUUUCGACGUCCUGCAUCCGAAGGUCCACCCGAUGGCGCCAAUCCUUCCUGGAAGCCUGCAGGCUGGGUUUCUGAAGGAGUAUAUCAUCAAAAAGUUCUUGUGUCACAUCAUCACGACUACGACGGAGGCAAACGUCAACAGCACCAUGGCUGCCUUCGCGAAGUUGAUGGAGUUCUUGGACUUGCCAGAUGAUGCGGAGAUCUCCAACGAGGCCAUGGGAGUUUGCGAUUCGAUCUACGUUUCGGUUCGAGGAUUCGGUGCCAUCGUGAACAUCCAGGUUGGUGUCGAUACGAAGUUCGAGUACGUGAAGGACGCGAUGGCGUUGCACAAGGCCGCUGAGAAGACAGUUGUACAAUCGGUGCUGCACGAUGUUGGGACCACUCUGAACAGGAACCCGUUCCUGAGCGAGAAGAUGGACAUGCUGGCAAAGAACUUCGAUGAGUACAUGUCUCGCGGGCCUCAGCUGCAAAUGCGCAUGAAGGCGCUCUCCGACCUGAGCGAGCAGACCACCUGCGACGCGAUCAUCACGUGUGUGAAUGGAGCGCUCGGCUGGAACAACCAGUACUCGGCGGUGCUUCCCGAGUUCGUGUGCGGUGGCUUGGACGAGCUGAUCCACCGAAAGACGAAGCUUCUCUACGACCUGCUCGUCAGGACAUCGAAGGGUGCCAAGGACGACGGCGAUUUCUCCGAUUUCCUUACCUCGGCGCAGACGCUCUACCAGAACUGCUGGAGGACGUACCCCGAGACGCCAGAGUACGACGCGUACAUCGAUGAUGGCUGGUUGGAUCUCACGGCUGCAGUUUCGGAGAAGGUCCGCAAAAUCAGCGAGGACGUCAUGCAGUCGUUGCCGUUGCUGGAUGAAUUGGCUGCCAUCCUGCGUCAGAAGGCGGGAUUGCUUGAUGGUGGCGAGUUCGAUGGGACGGAUCACAUGAUUGAGACGGUGACCACAAUAUUCCAUGAGUUUGGGAAGCGCUCGUUGAUCGACGCAUACCGCAUGCUCGGGCUCUGCGAGCGCGCCGCUGAGGUCACUCGCGCGAUCUCGACAGUCAAGGGUGGUGGCGACAGAGCUCAGGUGCUGGCGAAGCUUUCAUCAUCUCUCACGUUCACCGUCGACCUGAUGAAGCAGGUGAGGCCCAACCCCGACAACGAGUCGCACCUCGUGGCAUCCGAAGCCCUGGAGUUGAACACAGCCCUCCGCUUGUCUCGUAACGCCAGGGGCCUGCAGGGGUCGCUGAAGGCGUUGGCAUCGAUCAGUGCGGAGUCGGCCGAGUGGUGUGAUAAGUUCGCGGGGCUUGCAUGCCGCGUGUUGGUUGACGCGGGGAGCUCGUACUUCUCUGCGCUCAAAGAUAGCGCGGCGACGUUGAUCGCCAACCUUGGGUCCUGUGCCGCAGCAAAGAUGGACGAAACAGAGUCGUGGAUUCAGAGUUUGCCACCCCAGGCUGACGGAUGGAACGCUUUCGUGACCUCGUGCCAGAAGUCCUUGAUGAAGUGCGACGUCGCAGAGACCACGAGGUUGCUUCGGGCGGCCGAGAUCGAGCUGGAGAAGCACGCCGAGGGCGUCAACGUCUUCGGCAGUGACUCCGAGGACCCGAAGUGGAACGCGAUGGCGAGUUCGAUCGAGGCGGCUCGCAUCACUCUAUCCGCCCAGAGACUCAUGGAGGCCUACUUGUCGCAGGAGACGGACAAGCCCGCACUGCGUUCCAUCACGAAGAAUGAGAUCAACGCCCACGCCAAGUGGGGCAUCGAGAAGAACAGCUUGCCAGAGAUGCUGGUGAAGAGGAUGCAGGCUGCAAUGAAGUUGCAGACCAUGGGCUGA
Messenger RNA from Prorocentrum cordatum, 2415 nucleotides. The record is from the annotation of a GenBank genome assembly. Lineage: Eukaryota; Dinophyceae; Prorocentrales; Prorocentraceae.